AUGACGUCACAGGGAGGUGGGAGCGCGCUAUUCUCUGGGAUGCGCGUGCUCGGGCUUUACGCGAAUCACGUGCCGCACGCGCUCCGUUUCCACCGUAAACACCGGGAGUUCUACGUGACGGCGUCGGUGGGUCGCAGCCUGCACACGUACAACGUCAGCCGCCUCGGGAUCGUGGCCGUCAGUAACAGUCUGUCAGAGGACAUCUCAUGUUUGGCCGCAGACCGCUUGUUGGUUUUCGCCGCCGCUGGACGUGAGAUCAGCGCCUUCGCCAGGAACAAAGAGGUGGUCCACUGUUACCGUGGACACCAACAGGAAGUGCGCCUGUUACUUCCUCUGGGCGAUCAGCUGAUCUCUGCAGACGCUGGCGGUGAUGUCAUCGUGUGGGACGUGCAGAGCGAAGAGAUGUAUCUGCGUCUACACUUUGACCCGGCUGCGUUUGACCCGUCUGCCAUGAUGCACCCGAGCACCUACCUCAACAAGGUCCUCAUCGGGUCCAGACAAGGACCACUGCAGCUGUGGAAUAUCAAGACCAGUCAGAUGCUUUUCUCGUUUCCCGGAUGGAGCAGUGGUGUCUGUGUUCUGGAGCAGAGUCCCGCGGUGGACGUGGUGGGUGUCGGCACGGCAACGGGACGCAUCAUCAUCCACAACCUACGACUGGACGAGACGCUGAUGAGCUUCAGCCAGGACUGGGGACCAAUCACAGCGCUCGCCUUCAGGACAGAUGGCGCCCCUGUGCUGGCCUCUUGCUCGCCCCAGGGCCACAUUGCAUUCUGGGACCUGGAGAAACAGCAGAUAAUGUCACAGCUGAGCCACGCCCACCACGGGGCUGUUGCCGCGGCAACGUUUGUGCACGGCGAGCCCCUGCUCAUCACCAACGGCGGUGACAACGCUCUGAGGGCUUGGCUUAUGGAGGAGGGCGGGGCCAGGCUGUUGCGCUGUCGCCAUGGACACAGCGCCCCGCCCACUGCCAUCCGUCACCACGGCAACGACGGCAAGAACAUCCUCAGUGCAGGUCUGGAUGGAACUCUUCAGUCCUUCUCCACGGUUCACGAGCGCUUCAACAAAAACCUGGGCCACGGGUCAAUAAACAAAAAGAAAGAAAAGAAGAAGAAACACGGUUUGAAACACGAGGAGCUGCGUCUGCCGCCGAUCACAGCCUUCUGCUCCGCCUCCUCGCGGCAGGCGGACUGGGACUCUGUGGUGUCCUGUCAUCGCGGCCGUAGCUCUGUCUGCACCUGGAACUAUCAGCGCUGCACAGUCGGGAGUCACCACCUGAGGGCGCCAGACUGCAGCCGGGAGAGCGAGGCCACGGCCGUUGACAUCACUUCCUGUGGACACUUUGCUGUGAUUGGUUCGUCGUGCGGCCGAGUGGACGUGUUUAACCUCCAGUCGGGUUUGCACCGCGGCGGCUUCAGAGAAGGAGAGCGAAGCCACAGCGGCGCAGUGAGGGGCGUGGCCACGGACCUCCUGAAUCAGCUGAUUGUCUCCGCCGGCUCUGAUUGGCUGCUUCGCUUCUGGAGAUUCAAAUCAAAGAAACUGGAAAAUGAACUACAUCUCCCAUCAGCCCCCAGUGCUUUGAAGCUGCACCGUGAGAGUGGGAUGCUUGCGUUGGCUCUGGAUGAUUUCUCGUUGUUAGUGGUCGACAUGGAGACGAGGCGCGUUGUCAGGAAGUUCAGCGGUCAUCAUGGCAACGUCAAUGACAUGACCUUCAGUCCGGACUCUCGGUGGCUCGUCUCCGUCUCCAUGGAUUGCACCGUCCGCACCUGGGACCUGCCGUCUGGGAGUCUGGUGGACUGCUUCCUGGUGGAGGCGGCGCCGGUGGGCGUGUCCUUGUCACCAACUGGAGACUUUCUGGCGACGACUCACGUGGACUCACUCGGAGUGUUUCUAUGGACCAAUCGCAGCCUGUGUGCUCCGGUCGGACUCCGCCCCCUGCCCUCAGACUUCCAGCCAACCAAUCAGACACUGCCAUGCGCUGAACAGGAAGAGGAAGUGAUGUCAGCGGAGGAUGAGGAGACAUAUGUGUCACGUGACCAGCUGGGGGCGGAGCUUGUGACGCUUAGUCUGAUGCCCGAGUCAAGAUGGCGGACACUGCUGCACCUGGACCAGAUCAAGAAGCGGAACAAGCCCCUGGCUCCGCCCACUGCUCCGGCAGCACCGUUUUUCUUACCCACAAUCCCCGGCCUCACGCCUCAGUUUACUGUUCCCGCAGCAACGGACGCCGACUCCACGUCCAAGCUGGUCACAUGGGGAGCUCUGGCGCAGAGGUCGGAGUUCAGCCGAGCACUGGACGUCGCUAUGACGACAGGAGACUUCUCUCUUCCUGAUUCGCUGCUGAGGAAAAGUGGGCCGUCCCUCGUCUCCGUGGAGAUUUCUGAGCUCACGGCCGAAGGGGGCGUGGCCUUCCUGCAGAUGAUUGACAGCAUGCUGCGCAAGGGGCGGGACUUUGACCUAGCGCAUGGAUACCUCGCACUCUUCCUAAAGACUCACCUGAGGACGGUGUCACGUGACCCCGUUGCUAUGGAGACUUUGCUUCGCCUUUCAGCUCAUCUGGAACAGGUGUGGGCGGAGCUUCGGGCCUCGUUCGACCAAUCGCUGUGUCUGCUGUCAUACGCCAAGAGCGCCCUGCUGUAG
Messenger RNA from Knipowitschia caucasica, 2634 nucleotides. Lineage: Eukaryota; Metazoa; Chordata; Actinopteri; Gobiiformes; Gobiidae. The record is from the annotation of a GenBank genome assembly.